AUGACGGCAGGUUCUCUGUCGAAGUUGGAUUCGGGAUCAAGUUGUUCGAUUUGUAUGGAGGAAUUCGCAGUGAAUCAAGAGAUGAACCACUUGCCCUGCAACCACUUCUUCCAUCGUCACUGCAUUGCUUCUUGGCUUAAGAGAAGCAAGACUUGUCCUCUUUGUCGCUGCAAGGUGUCGUUGGGCAAACCAAAUCCGGCAAAUCUCGGCCACGGCAGUCAGUUGCGUCGUGAGCUACUUGGAAGGGGCUUUCGGGUGAUUCGAUUGCCUUUUUCUUUCCCGUCCACGGCUCCGUCUCGGGUUAAUGGGAAUGAUCAUCCUUAUGUGCGUAAUAGGAGGAGGGGAGUUGAUAAUAGGGCUCUGAACUUCAACGCGAACGUGAACGUGAAUGUGAAUGUGGAUGCGAACGUGAAUGUGAACGGGAAUGUGAAUGUUGAUGUCGAUGUGGAUGCGACUGGGAACAGGGUGGGGAAGCUACCACUACAAGGAGGUGAAAUGAAUCACCGUUGGGAGUGGUCUAAUGGGGAAGAUAAUGGUGGGUAUGUUUGCAAGAAAGGGAAUGUAUAUGAUGGAGAAAAUUCAAAAGCUAAAGAAGCCUAG
Molecule: messenger RNA, 600 nt
Organism: Ilex paraguariensis (yerba mate)
Lineage: Eukaryota; Viridiplantae; Streptophyta; Magnoliopsida; Aquifoliales; Aquifoliaceae
Source: the annotation of a GenBank genome assembly